Lonchura striata (white-rumped munia) is the source of this 2069-nucleotide messenger RNA. Lineage: Eukaryota; Metazoa; Chordata; Aves; Passeriformes; Estrildidae. The record is from RefSeq and is a predicted model, not a curated record.
AUGUUCAAAAAGAUCCAUUCUAUAUUUCACCCCAACUCCCAGCGAAGAAACGUGACAGAUGACAUCCCUUACAGUGAUGGCGCUGGUUCUGCAGUGAGAUUGAUCCGCAGCACUUCUAUGUAUGUCCUUGGAGGUGAGCAGGAAAAAGUUAGUGAACCACUAAAAAAGUGCAGAAGUACAGCCAGCAUCGACUCUUGCUUUCAGCCAAAAGAGGAAGACAGAGACUGGAUGUAUGCUAAGACUCAGGACUGCUUGAAGUACCUACAGGAUCUGCUAGCCUUGAGGAAAAAAUAUCUUGAAAACAUCAAUAACUUGAAAUCCAUGCAUAUGGCUGCAGAUUCUCCAGCAUCCACAAGAUCAUCCAAAACUGGAAAAAAUUCAUUUCUUCCACUUCCUUCCAAAGAAUCUUCUAAGGUAAUUUCCAAGAACUUUUGACAUUCCAGUUCAGAUGUAAGAGAAGCAAUAGCUUUCUUUGACUCAGUCAUUGCAGACCUGGAUUCAGAGAGAUGGCGGAGAGUUCCUGGCAUGGAUCUGCCAAAUGUGGAUGUCGAUUUUGAUGUUGCUACCAGUACGAGUGAACAUAGUUUGCAUUCAAACUGGAUCCUUCGUGCUCCCCGGAGAUACUCACAAGAUACAGCCCAAGCAGCUAAGCAAUCUCAAAGAAACAGUCAGCGGAGAACCACGGGCUCUAGGAAAAGGUUGGAAAGGCAUCCCAUGUACCUGCCCAAAGCUGUGGAAGGGGCAUACAGCACUUUAAAAUUUAAGCCUAAAACACGCAAGAAAGAAUGUUGAAAGAAGAAUGUUCCCUUUUCACUUGAAGAGAGAAUAUAUGAAAUCGGGCAUGUAAGACCUGAUUGUUUGUUUGUUUAAAUACUGAUCCAUCAUUUACACUCCAGAAGUGACCUGUGCAGUCACUGAAGGUUCUUUGUAGGGGGCGUAUUUUAAGCCAUGGCUAUUCCAAUGUUGGACUCAUAUGAAGGCUUAACUCAUCAAAUAUUCUAACAAUUGUGCCUAACAAUACUGCUUUGUCAUUCAGCUUGGGUGGAACUUCAGCUUGACAAGCCUUUUUUUCUGCUGUUACAGAAAGCAAUGAUUCAGAGAUUGCCUGGUGCAGUAAUUUUUCUUCUGACUCCAGUACUGCAAAGCAGUUCAAGGAAUUCAGUGAAUAUGUUGGAGUUUUUGCAGCAGUGUUUCCAAUGUCAGAGCAGUGAAGCAGAAUUUUCUCCUGUUGCUUGUAAAAAUUUGUAUGUGCCAUCAUUGACUCUAUGUUCUGAGAGUAUACAGCCACACCGAGAUACACUCAGUCUGCAGCAUGAGCAGAAAAGCACUGGAGUGAGGGGAUCAGCAUUAGAAAGUUGUGUCUGGGGGAAGAGUGUGCUCCAGUAUGUUUUGUACUCUGCUUGCUAUUGGUUCUGUUGUUGGAUACAUCAAAAUAUUCACUGCAUGCAAAAAUUUAUGCAACUUUUUUCAUGUGGUUACACCAGGUGCUAGUUUUCAUCUAUUUGAACACCUAGCUGAUGAAUGUAGACACCAGUGUACACUAGAAAAGCUUAAAGUCAUGGAGAACAUUUUGUUAAUGAUUUGUUCUCAGGGGCAGAAGAGAACUUGCAGACAAAGCCACCACAUCACUUUGAGAUUAUACCCAAAAUUUGGAAUUCUGCUACUCCAUCAUUAAAGACAUUCUAUUAGGAUGAAUGCAGUCUGGAAGUGUUCCUCUUCAUCUUGGAGGUGACAUGUAUUACAUGUGAUACUUGGAAUUAAUAAGACACAUGCUUUGCCUGUUUUGCCCAGCUCAUACUUUGUGUUAAGAAUUUGCUAAGGUGUUUGGGACCAAGCUUUUGCUUACUCUGAUUUUUUUUAAUCUGGCAUCGUUCAGCUGGCGCUGGACUAUGACAGAUGGAUGAUGGCAGCACUGGUAUGACCAGGUGGUGAUUUGCUACUGUUUUCUUGUUUCUAUGAUCAGUAGUUUUUGUGUCCACAUGCUUGGAUGAAUUUCCUAAGGCACUGGCCAUCAAUAAAGCCCAUUUAAUAUACCAAAACCUCCAUAAACCUUGUGCCCUCACACAGAA